AGCAGGUAGGGUAUCCCUGCUCUCCUCGGGGCCCUUCUCCGGACAGCCAUUUGCCGGCGUUGGAGGAAGCGGGAAGAGUUGCCUCUUGGGAAGCAUUCAGUUUGGAAAGAAAGAGGAAGGUUUUCUUAUUUUAAAAUACCUUUCCACCCCUCGUUGAAUGGUAUGUGCCGCUCUCUUCGGACUCCGCCGGGAGUGGACGCGACCUUUGCCAGUGGGAGGGGACAAUCCUCUCCCCCUGGAGAUUAAGUAGACCAAUUCACAGCUUCAAGUAGUGCGCCUUGUUUUCUUCUGGUGAAUUUUUGGCCAGCAAUCCAAGCAUUUCCCCCCUUCCUCCUUCCAAGCCACAAAACUGCCUUCCUGAGACCCACCAUGGAUGAUUCGCUGUCCUUCUCCGACCUUUGGAGUUUACAAUGGAACAGUCUUCCGGAUGAUUUAUCGAAUAUAGAUAAUAUACAAUUUGCCUCACCGGAAGAUAUGAACUGGCUGGAAAGUGAGGAAGAAAGGCCUGAAGCCCAGGUGUCUGUCCCCCCAGUUAACCUGCCCACAUCAUCUACCGUUCCAUCCCAGAAGGACUAUCCUGGGGAGUAUGGCUUCAGGCUCGGUUUUCUACAGUCUGGGACAGCCAAGUCUGUCACCUGCACGUACUCCCCUGAUCUGAACAAGCUGUUUUGCCAGCUGGCCAAGACUUGCCCCAUCCAACUCUGGGUCAACUCGCCACCACCUGCUGGUUCUCGAGUCCGUGCUAUGGCUAUUUAUAAGAAAUCAGAACACAUGACUGAGGUGGUUAAGCGUUGUCCCCACCACGAACAAUGCACUCAGCACAAAGAUACCCUCGCACCCCCACAGCAUCUGAUCUGGGUGGAAGGAAACUUGCAGGCCGAAUACCUCAUCGAUGCCACCACCAAGCGACAGAGCGUGUCCGUGCCUUAUGAGUGCCCACAGGUCGGCUGUGAAUAUACCACAAUUCAUUACAACUAUAUGUGCAACAGUUCCUGCAUGGGGGGCAUGAACCGGCGCCCAAUCCUGACCAUCAUAACCCUAGAAGAUUCCAGGGGUCAACUUCUUGGACGUCGAAGCUUUGAAGUGCGUAUAUGUGCCUGCCCUGGAAGAGACCGGCGGACUGAGGAGGAAAAUUUCCACAAGAAGGGAGGUCCCAGCCCACAGCCAUCUGAGGGCAAUAAGCGUGCAUUGCCCACAACUCCUGGCAGCACCCCCAAGGCUAAAAAGAAGCCAGUGGAAGGAGAAUAUUUCACUCUUCAGAUCCGAGGUAGACAACGCUAUGAGCUGCUCCGGGAGAUAAAUGAAGCCUUGGAACUGAAAGAAGCUCACAGUGGGAAAGAACCUGAGGGGAGCCGCCCCCACCGCAGCCAACUGAAGUCCAAGAGAGGAGAUUCCACCCCCUGUCAAGGCAAAAGACUGUUGGUGAAAAAUGAAGUUCCUGACUCGGACUGAUGUCACCCUAAAGAUCCUCUGUUUCUUAUAUCCCACAUUCAUCUUCUCUUCUGAAGCCUUUAGCCCUCCCACUUCUUCCAGCUUCCAAGCCUCAAACAAUAUUAAAGUGUUCCUUGAUAAAACAGAAAAAUUAAGGACAAGUGGGGCUUACUUAACUCUCUGUUCAGCCCUUCCUCCACUAGGCCACGUUCCCUUACUUCGUUGGUCAGCCAUAUCUGAAUACGGAGACAGGACCUCAAAGACCCCCUUGUUUUAUAGGUGAGGGAACUAAGGCACAGACUGUGACACUUGGCCACAGUCACUGACAGUAAAUGAGAAAUAGGAUUUAAACCCAGAACUCCAAGUGUAUGGGUACUUCUCCAUUCUGCCACAAUUGCCUUUCUUUAAGCCUAGAGUCCUUGCUUAGAGCUAUUAUGGCUUCUUGAAACUGUCAUUGGUGUUCUGUCAUUUUGGAAAGCAUAUCCCCCUGUCCCUUAAGUUUGUGUCCCUAGGCAGGUGGGGGAGGGGGCCAGAAGGAUGUCAGGAAAGUGGGUUGGCACAUAAAUUGAUUGACCUCAGCAAUAGGAUCUAGGUGGGGGUGGGGGUUGCUAUUCAAUUGUAAUUGUCUCCUCCCCACCCAAGCCAGGUAUUGUUUCUACCCUACCCAACCCACCCCCCAGGAUUUAAUAAUGUGCUUCAACCAAAGUGUUUUGUAGCCUGGGGAGCUGAUAGGCCUUGUGGGUCGGUGAAAUUAUAUUUUAAUUCUCACUCACCUCUAACUAAAGUUUAGUAUCUCCUUCCAUCAUGAAUGUAGGCAACAAACAUUUUGAGAAAGGAUCCCUAACUUUUAUCAGGCUGCCAACGGGAUUUGACAUUAAAAUGACAUAAAAAAGAAUCCCAGUUCUAGCCCACAUUCUCAGGAACAUAUUAAUGGAAUAUAAAGUGAGGCGAACUGUAAUUUCCCUUUCCCUGUCCCCACAGACUCCUUCCUCGUUCUCUCUCACAAAUUCUUACCCUUUUUUGUAUCUUUUUGCUAUUUUUAUAGAAUUUCUUAUUUUCAAAUAAAGAGUUAAUACUA
Gracilinanus agilis (Agile Gracile Mouse Opossum) is the source of this 2509-nucleotide messenger RNA. It is a transcript of the gene TP53, whose product is annotated as tumor protein p53. The record is from RefSeq and is a predicted model, not a curated record. Gene Ontology annotation, biological process: regulation of transcription by RNA polymerase II; apoptotic process; protein tetramerization. Gene Ontology annotation, cellular component: nucleus. The coding region runs from base 370 to 1452 and encodes 360 amino acids. Gene Ontology annotation, molecular function: DNA-binding transcription factor activity, RNA polymerase II-specific; RNA polymerase II cis-regulatory region sequence-specific DNA binding. NCBI's taxonomy places the organism in Eukaryota, Metazoa, Chordata, Mammalia, Didelphimorphia, Didelphidae. The transcript is spliced from 13 exons.